Molecule: messenger RNA, 2511 nt
Organism: Lytechinus variegatus (green sea urchin)
Lineage: Eukaryota; Metazoa; Echinodermata; Echinoidea; Temnopleuroida; Toxopneustidae
Product: alpha-(1,3)-fucosyltransferase 4-like
Exons: 2
Coding region: 349-1752 (467 amino acids)
Cellular component (GO): membrane
Molecular function (GO): alpha-(1->3)-fucosyltransferase activity
Source: RefSeq, a predicted model, not a curated record
CUGGCACAACUUUUCUGCGUUUGUUCACCACCGAACUAUGUAUCCGCCAUUUUCACAGCUUAAUACCACGAACGGAAAAGGAUUAAUGAUAUGUUGUUAUUUCUUUGAUUUCAACCAGGCUGCAAUUUCUUAAAAGUUUGGACAUAGUGUCUGGUGUCGAACUUAAGUGACCCGGUGAAAAUGGAAUAGUAUAUAUAUCGGAAGCUCGAGAACAGAAGAACUGCAAGAUUGUUGUUUCAUGAUUAUGUUAUUUUCAAGAACAUUUGGCCCAUCCUACUACCACUACCAAGCACCAAACAGUUUCUUCAGCGUGUCUUCUGUAAAUUUACACAAACGACAUGAGAGUGAAUGAUUGGUGUUUUUUCUCCCGAGAAACCUACGAUGGGGCGCGAUUUUCUGAUACAAGUUUUCUUCUGUGUCAUCGUCUGCUCAUCUCUGAUGAUGGUGUUCGUAUUUAAUGCUAAUGAAUCCGUGAAAGUCUGGAAAAAGUCGCAAAAUGGCCUUGGCGAUGACGCUCUGGGUUCCUCGACGCGAUUGCUCUCAGAAGAUGGACAUAACGACUUGUAUGCUGGAAAGAUCAAGAGAUCUAGAGCCAUGAAAGGGUUCAUCAACCCUUCAAGAAAUUCUCCAAAUGCCGCAGACUUUGUUGACAACCAUGCCAAUGGUUCAACCUCGUAUACUGAAAACCGUGUGCUCUAUAAGUUUUAUAAAGCAAGCCAGGAUCCUUCUUACGAUUGCGUCAUCAGGAUUAUCAAGCACCACAGACCGAUCGAUGAGGAGGUUUACAUGAACAAUGAGGAAUGGGUCAGGUCUAGUUGCGAGGGCACACCUUGUAGUAUAGAAGUGAGAUACAGUCUGAAUUUGAGAGACUUUUGGGAUUCGGAUGUCGUCGUAUUGAUGGAGGGGGCGUUCGGUAGCUACGAAUGGAAGUAUCUCCUUAGGGCGAGACCGCCAGGACAAAUGUGGGUGCUGUAUGCCAAAGAGUGUCCUGUACAUGAGCCACAGUUAAGUCCACCGUCGGAUUUAUUUUCGGGUAACCCUUACAACCUUAGCAUGACGUACCGAUCAGGGUCAGACAUGUAUAACCCGUAUGGAUACUUCGUAAGAGAUCGACCUUGUGGUAUAAAGAAUCUGAAGAAGUCAGAGUUGAUGAUGUGGAUGGCAUCUCGAUGUAACCCGCUGGGAUGGGAACGAGCAAAGUUUGUCCAAUCCUUGAAGCAACAUCUGAAUGUCCACACCUACGGGCGUUGUGGCACGUUGGAGUGUCCGAAGAAUGACCGGGGCAGCUGCCUGUCGAAGAUGAGACUUUACAAGUUUUACCUUUCCCUUGAAAAUAGUGAAUGUGCUGAGUACAUCACCGAAAAGAUGUGGAAAAAUGCCUUCGACAAUGGCAUGAUCCCCGUCGUAUAUGGGGCAAGAAAAGAAGAUUAUCAAAGGUUGGCGCCGCCCAAUUCCUUUAUUCAUCUUAACGACUUCCGUACGAUGGAAGAAUUUGUGGAGUACAUUAAUUUAUUGGAUCGGAAUGAGACGCUCUACAACAAAUACUUCGAGUGGAGGAAGUUAGGAAGGGUUUACUAUGGCGCAGGGAUAAAAGGAGCAACGCACACUUCAAGACUCUGUAACGUGACCAAGAAGCUUCUGGAGAUCGGAAAGGACCCACAGAAUUCAUGGAGAGCUCGAAAUCCUAAUUUUAGAAAAUGGUGGACUGGAUCGUGUGUGCAUCAGAAAGAACUCUUAGGUGUGAGAAUAUAGAGUGAGCUAACAAGUCCAUAUUGAGAGUCUCCAGAAUAACAGUGAUCUAGGUAGCAUCUUGUGCAGGACGAAUAUAGGAAACCAUAUUCAAAGGCCAUCCACUUGCUGGAUAAAAUACACAUUUCGUCAGCAAUCGUUGCUGUGGUUUGACUGUGGCCCUCGGUUCCAUUUUUCAUAAAACUUGUUAGAAAAACAAAUUAACAAUAAAGCUACCAAAAUUGUUCAAUCUGAUUGGCUGAUGGUACAUUCGUGAUAAAAAAAAAUGUGCGUAAUUAUAACAAGUAUUUAUGAAACGGGACCAAGGUUUGACAACCCUCUCCUUUCCAGAGUGUCAAAUUUAAUGCUGUCCCAUUUCUUUGAUGGGGAUUCGAACUAAAUUUUUAAAGUCAUUCUUCUAGAAGCUUACAAUUUGACAUCAAAUAAUCUGCUACUGGCUGAAAAUGCAGGGAUUUCCAAUGAUUUCAAUGGCCAUAAAUACAUAUUUUUCUUCUGUCAGUCAUGCUAGCAGCAUCAUCGAGGCGAAUUACAGAGUUAGACAGUCGAAUGCCUCUGCCUUAUUCGACAAAUUUGAUGUAAGACAGCUUUAACGUAUAAGGCGAGCAGAUGAAUGUUCCUCAAAAUUACUUGACGUCAAAUGUGUCUAUUGCUUGUAAAGCGAUUCCUGUAUAAUAUGGGAUGUAAUCCUGUUAAAGGACAAGUCCACCCCAACAAAAGUUGAUUUGAAUAAAAAGAGAAAAAUCCAACCAGCAUAACACUGGA